AUGCCGGGCCUAAUAUCAGUCAGCGAACGAGACUAUAUAGUCAAUGGAGUAGUAGCCAAUAUCCGAGCUGAUGGUCGCAAAAGACACGAAUUCCGUCCAAUUGUAUUAGAGACUGGAGUCAUUUCUCAAGCAUCUGGGUCAAGCAGAAUCAAACUAGACACUACUGACAUCCUAGUUGGAAUCAAAUUCGAGGUCGAGACAUUCGGAAGUCGCUCGGAUGACGAGGAUGCGUCUCAUGAAGAUGGUGUGGAAGCCAGUGCAGCUGCUACUCUAGAGGAAGAUCUACAGGAUGAUGCAAGUCAGGAUCGUGGAAGAGUUGUCUGUAAUGUCGAAUGCUCUCCAAGUGCAUCCCGCUCAUCUGAUCGCAAAGAAUUGGACAAUAUGGCUACAGAAUACUCAGAAUUCAUGAAUCGAGUAUUAAACGCUCCUCAUGGUGGUAUUGACUUAAAGGCAUUGCUGAUUGUGCCAAAGACUAGUUGCUGGGUCAUCUACAUUGACGUCCUGGUCUUGGAUAUGGGUGGCAAUUUACUCGAUACAAUCUUUCUGGCUACACGGGCUGCACUGCAAAACGCACGUAUGCCUAAAGUCAUGUUGGAACAGGUCGGUGGCCGAUACGAAUACGAUGUAUCGGAUGAAGAGACGGAAAUCGUUAAAGGAUGGGAAGAUAUACCAAUUGCUAUCACUUAUUGCAAGAUUGGAGAUCGAUUCGUAGUGGAUCCAACAAUCAUGGAAGAAAUAUGUACAGAAUCCAAAUUCAUUGUUGGUGUGAAUCGACAUGGAAGAUUAUGUGCUGUACAGAAAGGUGGUUUGGGAAGUAUAUCACCUAAUCUCAUGGUUUCAAUACUACAGAGUGCUCCAAAAGUAGGCCUUGGACUUUUAGGUGAUUUAGAACGAUGUCUCAAUGCGGAAUCACAACGCAUCAAUAACAAGCUUGACCCAAUUGGGUUUUUGGAAGAGCAUGGAUUCAUGCAAUAG
This is a messenger RNA of Synchytrium microbalum, 975 nucleotides long. RefSeq lists its product as uncharacterized. The record is from RefSeq and is a predicted model, not a curated record. Lineage: Eukaryota; Fungi; Chytridiomycota; Chytridiomycetes; Synchytriales; Synchytriaceae. Gene Ontology annotation, cellular component: nuclear exosome (RNase complex); cytoplasmic exosome (RNase complex). The coding region runs from base 1 to 975 and encodes 324 amino acids. Gene Ontology annotation, biological process: U5 snRNA 3'-end processing; exonucleolytic trimming to generate mature 3'-end of 5.8S rRNA from tricistronic rRNA transcript (SSU-rRNA, 5.8S rRNA, LSU-rRNA); nuclear mRNA surveillance. The transcript is spliced from 5 exons.